Staurois parvus is the source of this 484-nucleotide messenger RNA. The record is from the annotation of a GenBank genome assembly. Lineage: Eukaryota; Metazoa; Chordata; Amphibia; Anura; Ranidae.
AUGGGCCCCUAUACCGCCUCCUCAUGCUGCUGCCAGGCCCCUAAUCUGCCAUGGGCCCCUAUACCGCCUCCUCAUGCUGCUGCCAGGCCCCUAAUCUGCCAUGGGCCCCUAUACCGCCCCCUCCUCAUGCUGCUGCCAGGUCCAGAGUCUCUCAUGGGUCCCUGUACGGCCUCCCAUUGCUGCUGUCUCCAUCGCCACACUCUGCCAUGUGCCACUUUCAGGUCUCCUCACACACUGCUGGUGUGUUCAAUUUUUUGACAUAGGGUGCUGGCAGAUUACGGGCCUCCCAUAGCUGCUGCCAGGCCCCUAAUCUGCCAUGGGCCCCUAUACCGCCUCCUCAUGCUGCUGCCAGGUCAGAGUCUCUCAUGGGUCCCUGUACGGCCUCCCAUUGCUGCUGUCUCCAUCGCCACACUCUGCCAUGUGCCACUUUCAGGUCUCCUCACACACACUGCUGGUGUGUUCAAUUUUUUGACAUAGGGUGCUG